AUGUCCGAAAACGUGAGCACCGUGCUCCCUCAAGGCGCUGGAUAUGGUGUCGUCGUCGGAAUCGGCCUAUUCUUCUCGGCAUUCAUGCUUGGCUUGACAUGGAUUCAAGCUCGGUACACCGGUUUCUCCCCUAGCAACUCAGAGGAGUUUAGUAGUGCAAGUCGUAGUGUCAAACCGGGUUUGAUUGCUUCAGGAAUUGUAUCUGCCUGGACAUGGGCGGCCACGUUGUUGCAAUCAAGUGCUGUCGCGUAUAAAUAUGGGAUCUCAGGUCCUUGGUGGUACGGUGCUGGUGCAACUAUUCAAGUUCUACUAUUCGCGAUGCUUGCAGCAAAGCUUAAGUUGAAUAGUCCCAACGCUCAUACAUUCCUUGAGAUUAUUGGCGCUCGCUGGGGCACAGCUGCCCACCUGAUCUUCUUGUUCUUUGGGUUGGCGACUAACAUUAUCGUCUCGUCAAUGUUGAUCUUAGGUGGUUCAGCAACUGUCACAGACCUUACAGGCAUGAACACCAUUGCAGCUUGCUUCCUCAUUCCGAUUGGUGUUGCGAUUUACGUCGUAGCCGGUGGAAUGCGUGCGACUCUUCUGUGUGAUUAUACACACACUGCGGUACUCUUUGCUAUUAUUCUCACGUUUAUCUUCACUGCCUAUUCGACCUCGCCCAAGAUUGGUAGCCCAAGUCGGAUGCACGAACUUCUGGUCGAAGUCUCAAUUGCCAAGCCUGUUGCCGGAAACGCCCAAGGCAGCUACUUGACUAUGCGUUCCAAGAACGGCCUCAUAUUUGGUGUAAUCAAUAUUAUUGGUAACUUCGCGACUGUGUUCAACGACCAAGCUUAUUGGCAACGAGCUAUUGCAAGCAAGCCUCAAUCCUGUGUGAAAGCAUACCUUUUGGGAGGAUUAGCAUGGUUCUCUAUUCCGUUCACUUUUGCUACCACUCUUGGACUUGCCGCUGUCGCGUUGCACAAUGACCCGGAUAUGCGUCCAUUGUCGCCAGCUGAUGUGAGCGCUGGUCUCCCUGCACCAUCUGCAGCGGCAGCUCUCCUCGGUACUUCUGGAGCUGCAGCUAUGUUGAUUUUGCUCUUCUUGGCUGUUACCUCUGCCACCUCUGCCGAGUUGAUUGCCGUGUCGUCCCUCCUCACCUACGACGUAUAUAAGCGGUACAUCAAUCCUCGUGCAACCGAAGCGCAGAUUAUGCGAGUAUCCCAUCUUAUGGUUGCAUUCUUUGCUAUUUGCAUGGGUCUAUUCGGUUUAAUCUUCUAUUAUAUUGGCGUGGGUACUCUUCUGGGAUCAGCUGUGGUUCCAAUAGCGCUUUGCAUAACUUGGCAGAAAGCCUCGAAAAUUGGAUGUAUUGUUGGUGCGAUCAGUGGCCUCUUUGCGGGAAUCAUUGCAUGGUUAGUCACGACAAGCACUCUCAAUGAUAAAGUCAUCAAUGUCACCACGAGUGGAGGAGAUUAUGAGAUGCUCGCCGGAAACUUGGCUGCGAUCGGCGUUGGAGGCAUUAUUUCGGUUGUUUGGUCGUACCUUCGUCCCGAUAAUUUCUCGUUCGAUGUUACGCGUGCUCUUAAUGCACCAGUGCACCCACACGCGGCCCCUACCACUGGGUCCGGGACUCACACCCCGCCCGAAGACGAAAAGAAGCAGUCCGACAUUGGAUCAGGAGACAUCCGCAUCGUACCAGCCGAAGAUGACGAGAAGCACGACAGAGGCGUCACUCACGACGAAGACCUCGACCCUAUUGCUCUCAAGGGCGCAUUCCGCUUUGCGGCCUGGAGCAGCAUCGGGCUUUUAAUCGUGAUGAUCAUCUUGAUUCCUUUCCCGCUUUUCUUUUCCCAGGUCGUCUUUGGCACCAAGGGACUGACGACUUGGGUCGCGGUCGGAAUUGCUUGGACGUUUUUGGCUGCGUUUACUGUGGUGAUUUACCCGCUCUAUGAGAGUCGACAGGCGUUGUUUUUGGUGUCGAAGGGUAUUGUCAAGGAUAUAUUCCACCCGGGAAGCGGCAAAUACUCUGAAAGCUCUCCUGCUAAAGAAGGCACCGCGUAG
Messenger RNA from Rhizoctonia solani, 2034 nucleotides. Its product is annotated as urea active transporter 1. Gene Ontology annotation, molecular function: urea transmembrane transporter activity. Gene Ontology annotation, cellular component: plasma membrane. The transcript is spliced from 15 exons. The record is from RefSeq and is a predicted model, not a curated record. The coding region runs from base 1 to 2034 and encodes 677 amino acids. NCBI's taxonomy places the organism in Eukaryota, Fungi, Basidiomycota, Agaricomycetes, Cantharellales, Ceratobasidiaceae. Gene Ontology annotation, biological process: urea transmembrane transport.